This is a messenger RNA of Sapajus apella (tufted capuchin), 3280 nucleotides long. RefSeq names its product meprin A subunit alpha (gene MEP1A). Gene Ontology annotation, biological process: proteolysis. The transcript has 14 exons. The coding region runs from base 298 to 2631 and encodes 777 amino acids. Gene Ontology annotation, molecular function: zinc ion binding; protein binding; metalloendopeptidase activity. Gene Ontology annotation, cellular component: membrane. The record is from RefSeq and is a predicted model, not a curated record. Lineage: Eukaryota; Metazoa; Chordata; Mammalia; Primates; Cebidae.
AUAUAGGUGAUGGGGGGAUGAAGGCAGCAAACAACCUUGCCAUAUAUGAAUGUUAUUAGUUCUUAUAUGCUCAUUUCAGUAUUAAUUUUUCAAACUUUUCCCCAGUCUUUGGAGCCUAAGCAUUUAAGGUCAACUUAUUAUCUGUCCUCAAAAGAGUCAACGAUGUUAUCUUUGACUACAUUUUGUAAUCUGUACAGUACAUAUGGAAGGGUCAAAGUUUCUAAUAUGACAAAUCCGGGUAAAGUCUAAACAGCAUUUAUGGCAAGCUGUCUUUACUAAAAUCAGCUCAUCGCAGCUAUGGCUUGGACUAGAUCCACUUGCUUUCUCUCUUUUACCUUGUUUUUUGCCCACAUAGCAGCUGUAUCGGUAAGUAGAGUCCUGUUUUUUGGAUAUUUAGAAAUAUUAAUUCUAGUAUACAUUACCCAUUUUCUGUAUAUUUAUUUUUUGCAGAUUAAUUAUCUUCCUAAAGAAAAUGUACACGAUGCAGAUUUUGGUGAACAGAAGGACAUUUCAGAAAUCAAUUUAGCUGCAGGCUUGGACCUCUUUCAAGGGGACAUCCUCUUGCAGAACUCCAGAAAUGGCCUGAGAGACCAAAACAGCAGGUGGACGUUCCCCAUUCCUUACAUUUUGGCUGAUAAUUUGGGGCUGAAUGCUAAAGGAGCCAUUCUGUAUGCCUUUGAAAUGUUCCGCCUUAAGUCCUGUGUGGAUUUCAAGCCCUAUGAAGGAGAGAGCUCAUACAUCAUAUUUCAACAGUUCGAUGGGUGCUGGUCUGAAGUUGGUGACCAACACGUGGGACAGAAUCUUUCCAUUGGCCAGGGAUGUGAUUAUAAGGCCAUCAUAGAACACGAGAUCCUGCAUGCUUUGGGAUUUUACCACGAGCAGUCAAGGACUGACCGCGAUGAUUAUGUGAACAUCUGGUGGGACGAAAUUCUUCCAGGUUACCAGCACAACUUUAACACCUAUAAUGACAGCUUCAUAACAGACCUCAAUACACCCUAUGAUUAUGAGUCUCUGAUGCACUACGCGCCUUUCUCAUUUAACAAGAAUGCAAGUGUUCCCACCAUCACAGCCAAGAUCCCUGAGUUUAACUCCAUUAUUGGACAGCGACUGGAUUUCAGUGACAUUGAUUUAGAGAGGCUGAACCGAAUGUACAAUUGCACCACAACUCACACUCUUUUGGACCACUGUACUUUUGAGAAGGCAAACAUCUGUGGGAUGAUUCAGGGCACCAGAGAUGACACUGACUGGGUCCAUAAGGACAGUGCUCAGGCUGGAGAAGUGGAUCACACCGUGGUGGGACAAUGCACAGGUGCCGGCUACUUCAUGCAGUUCAGCACCAGCUCGGGGUCAGCAGAAGAGGCAGCCCUACUGGAGUCUCGGAUUCUUUACCCAAAGAGGAAGCAGCAAUGUCUGCAAUUUUUCUAUAAAAUGACAGGAAGCCCUUCAGACAGACUCAUUGUCUGGGUCAGAAGGGAUGACAGCACAGGCAACGUUCGCAAGCUGGUCAAGGUGCAGACUUUUCAAGGAGAUGAUGACCAUAAUUGGAAAAUUGCCCAUGUGGUGCUCAAAGAAGAACGGAAGUUUCGCUACCUUUUCCAGGGCACAAAAGGCGACCCUCAGAACUCAACUGGGGGAAUUUACCUGGAUGACAUCACUCUGACUGAAACCCCCUGCCCCACAGGGGUCUGGACAGUCCGGAAUUUCUCCCAAGUUCUUGAGAACACCAGCCUAGGAGACAACCUGCAGAGCCCUCGAUUCUACAAUUCAGAGGGAUAUGGUUUUGGGUUAACUUUAUACCCCCAUGGCAGAGCAAGCUCUGACAGCUCUGGCUACUUGGGGCUUUCUUUUCACCUGUGCAGUGGGGAGAAUGAUGCUAUCCUGGAGUGGCCGGUAGAAAACAGACAGGUGAUAAUGACCAUCCUCGACCAGGAGCCCGACGUCAGGAAUAGGAUGUCCUCAAGCAUGGUGUUCACUACCUCCAAGCUGCACACAUCUCCAGCGAUAAAUGACACUGUCAUCUGGGACAGGCCGUCCAAGGUGGGAACCUAUCAUACCGACUGUAAUUGCUUUAGAAGCAUCCCCUGGGGCUGGAGUGGUUUCAUCUCACACCAAAUGCUAAAAAGGAGGAGUUUCCUGAAAAAUGAUGACCUCAUCAUGUUUGUGGACUUUGAAGAUAUCACCCACCUCGAGCAGACUGAAGUUCCCAUUAAAGGCAAAAGGCUGAGCCCCCAAGGCCUCAUUCUCCAAGGCCAGGAACAGCAGUUCUCCAAAGAAGGUUCGGGAAAGGCCGUGAUAGAAGAAGCCCUACCUGUCAGCCUGAGCCAGGGGCAGCCCAGCCGACAGAAGCGGUCUGUGGAAAACAUGGGCCCCCUGGAGGACCACGACUGGCCACAGUACUUCAGAGACCCAUGUGAUCCAAACCCUUGCCAAAAUGACGGCAUCUGUGUGAAUGAGAAGGGGAUGGCGAGCUGCAGGUGCAUCUCUGGACACGCUUUCUUCUACACGGGGGAACACUGUCAGGCCAUGAAGGUGCACAGCAGCAUCCUGGGCCUGGCAAUUGGAGGCACGGCUGGUGUGAUCUUCUUGAUCUUCUCCAUCAUCACCAUCCUUUCCCAAAGGACAAGGAAGUGACCUGCCUGCUGGCAUUGGCCAGACUGCAGAAGUACCGCCUCCAUACAGGGCCUCCUUUCCCAUAGUCAGUGCAGUUCAAGGCAGCUUUUUUUAACAUCAGCCUUGCUUUGGUUAGGACCUCCAAGGACUAAGGCCCCCAGCCCCAUGUGUAACCCUUGUCAUGUUUAUGCCCCACAUAAUUCUGUUAUCCUGCUAUGUGCUCUUAAUGUAUCUAGUGUGUCCUGUGACAACACUCAUCACACUUCAUUGUAAAUCACUUGUUUGAUUGACUGUCUUUCCUAUAGACUGUAAGCUCCAUGUGGGCAGGCACAUGUCAUCUUCAUUGACCAUGCUAGCCCAAGUGCCUAGACACAUGGCUGGCACAUUGUGGGCACUCAACAAAGAUUUAAUGAGUAAAACAAUGAAAGAAUGAAUAAGAUAUAGAAAAUUUCAUUUCUAUUUCAGAUCAAAUAUGUAUAAUGAAAUUCAUAUGUUAGAAUCAAACACUCAUUUUUCAUUAGACACAGUAGUGUCAUUAUUCUUUUAAUAUCUUGUUAAAGAUUUCAAAUAAAGUUUCUUCUAGGCAGCCAUGCUUCACAGCAUUUGCUUUCCUCUGUGAUUCUAAGAGAAGGCCUUUAAUAAAUUUAAUAAAUACUGAGUUAGCACCUUC